GGCUGUGUGAGAGACAGGGAAAGAAAGAGAGAAGGAGAGGGAAGAAGACCUAUCUUCUCCACGGCUACUGUAGAAUGUCUCAACGCCUCUCUCCACCUAUAGUGUAGAAUGUCUCAACGCCUCUGAUCACGCCAUACAGAAUCAAGGCAUCCUGAUCAUCUCGGAUGUCUCGGAUUUAAUAAAGAGAGAACACAUUGCUAGACUAUUGACAAUUUGAUUUGGUCACUGGAGGUUAUUUUCCAUUAUUCUUCUUCUUUUCUUGAAGUGGUUUAUUCUGGAACAGCAAGUACGUGGGGUACAGCGCCUGGUCUGCUUUGACGACUGUCUCCAGCUGUGGAGAGAAGCUUGACUCGGGACUAUUUCCCUGAGCGCCCCCGUUGGAUUUAGGAGAAGCGCGAUUUAAAACCGAAAAGACAACAGUUUUUUUUUAAACCAAAAAGUGGAGUUAUUGUGAACUUGUGAGAAGAUCACCAGGCCUGUGGCAAUGUGUCGGGGGCGGCUGGUGAGGCUGGCGGUGGGUCUGGUGGCGGUCCUGUCGCUGUGGACGGAGCCUGGCGGGGCUGAGGCUGACCAGGCUGGGGGAACCGGAGGAGAAGCUAGACUUACCGAAGGCGAGCUGGUGUCUUUGCCGUUAUUAACUGUAGACAGCGAGCCGGCCAGGCAGACUCCGACCCAACCCAGAGCCAGCCGGGCCAAGCGGAGGGGAGGAGGAACAGACGUCCUCAAAGGGCCCAAUGUGUGUGGCUCUCGUUUCAACUCCUACUGCUGUCCAGGAUGGAAGACUCUAACAGGGGGCAACCAGUGCAUCGUCCCUAUUUGUCGGAGCUCGUGUGGAGAUGGGUUCUGCUCCAGACCCAACAUGUGUACCUGUCCCACCGGAUCCAUCUCUCCUUCUUGUGGAUCCAUGUCAGUCCAAAACUGUAACAUCCGCUGUAUGAACGGUGGGAGCUGUGCUGAUGACCACUGCCAGUGUCAGAAAGGAUACGUGGGAAACCACUGUGGCCAACCGGUGUGUGAGACAGGUUGUCAGAAUGGAGGACGGUGUGUGGCUCCUAACCGCUGUGUUUGUACCUACGGCUUCACGGGGGCACAGUGUGAGAGAGACUACCGUACAGGGCCGUGCUUUGCGUCUGUGAGUAACCAGAUGUGUCAGGGCCAGCUGACGGGCAUCGUGUGUACCAAGACGCUGUGCUGUGCCACCGUGGGGAGGGCAUGGGGACACCCCUGUGAGAUGUGCCCCGCCCAGCCUCACCCCUGCAGGAGAGGAUUUAUACCCAACCACCGUACUGGAGCUUGUCAAGAUGUGGAUGAGUGCCAGGCCAUCCCAGGUCUGUGUCAGGGUGGGAACUGUAUCAACACUGUGGGAUCCUUCCAGUGUAAAUGUCCUGCUGGACACAAGUUCAAUGAGAUCACACAGAAAUGUGAAGAUCUAGAUGAGUGCUCUAGCAUCCCAGGUCUGUGUAGUGGAGGAGAGUGUUCCAACACGGUGGGCAGUUACUUCUGCAGGUGUUCUCAGGGCUACUACACUCCAGUGGAUGGCUCCAGGUGUAUAGAUGCCCGGGGUGGGUACUGCUAUGCCAGCCUGCUGAACGGGCGUUGUGCCAACCAGAACUCCCAGCUCCUGACCAAGAUACAGUGCUGCUGUGACAGUGGGCGCUGCUGGUCAGACGGGUCCAGUCCUGAGUUGUGCCCCAUGACAGGGACUGAUGAGUACCAGAAGCUGUGCACACAGGUACAGACCAGUCCAGGGGGGGGGCCUCUCCCAGGAGGGGGAGGGUCUCUCCCAGGUGGGGGAGGGACUCUCCCAGGUGGAGGAGGGCCUCUCCCAGGCGGGGGAGGGGGAAUACCAGGAGUUCCCCAGGUCCCAGGUAUCUACCCAAGACCACCCUACCCAGGACCACCAAUCCCUUUCCAGCCUCCGCCUGGACCAGGUCAAUACCCUGGACCCAGCAUCAUCCAGACCCAGAACAUCAGUAGCAGCAUUACUAACAUGUGUGCGGUAUACAGGAACCUGUGUCUGAACGGCCGCUGUGUCCCCUCCCGAAGCUACCGCUGUGACUGUAACAUGGGCUUCAGACUAGACUCACGAGGAGAGUGUAUCGAUGAUGAUGAGUGUGAGCGGAACCCGUGUGUGAACGGACAGUGUGUGAACACGGCUGGAUCCUACUUCUGCCAGUGUCCUGCUGGCUUCCAGUCUACUGCUACCAGGACCGAGUGCAGAGACCUGGAUGAGUGUGUGGCAAACGGUCGUAUCUGUAACAACGGAAGGUGUGUGAACACUGAGGGGAGCUUCCACUGUGUCUGCAACGCCGGCUUUGAGAUCUCUACUGACGGGAAGAACUGUCAAGACAUGGAUGAGUGUCUGAUCAGGAACAUGUGUUUGAAUGGGAUGUGCAUCAACGACGAGGGAAGCUUUAAAUGUAUUUGUAAACAUGGCUAUCUGCUCGACCCAACCGGGCGCUUUUGUGUAGACAUUGAUGAAUGUGAGACUCCAGGGAUCUGUAUGAACGGCCACUGUGUGAAUACGGAGGGGUCCUUCAGGUGUGAGUGUAUGGCUGGUCUGGCCGUGGGUCUGGAUGGCCGCGUCUGUGUCGACACACAUAUGCGCAGCACUUGUUAUGGAGGAUACAAGCGGGGACAGUGUGUGAAGCCAUUCUUCGGAGCCGUGACCAAGUCAGAAUGCUGCUGUGCCAGUGUGGAGUACGCCUUUGGAGAGUCCUGCCAACCAUGCCCACCCCAAAACUCAGCUGAGUUCCUGGCCCUGUGUAGUAACGGCCCCGGCACCACCAGCGAUGGCAGAGAUAUCAAUGAGUGUGCUCUGGACCCAGACAUCUGUCAGAACGGUGUGUGUGAGAACAUGCUGAGGACCUAUAAGUGUAACUGUAACAUGGGCUUUGAGGUGGACACCACUGGAAAACACUGUGUUGACAUAGAUGAGUGUGCAGUGAACAGGUUACUGUGUGACAACGGCCUGUGCAGGAACACUCCAGGUAGUUUCACCUGCAACUGUCCCACCGGCUUCCUGUUCCACGCUGAGACGGAUGUCUGUGAAGACAUUGAUGAGUGUGAGUCGAAGCCGUGUGUGAACGGGGACUGUAAGAACAGCCCGGGGUCCUACGUGUGUCUCUGCUCAGCAGGCAGCACGCUGGAUGCCUCUGGAACACAGUGUAUAGAGACCAGUAAAGGCACAUGUUGGCUGAAGGUGAUUAACGGACGCUGUGAGAUCAACAUCAACGGAGCCACUCUGAAAUCCCACUGCUGCUCCACACUGGGAGAGGCCUGGGGAAGUCCCUGUGCCAAGUGUGAACCAGAUCAUUUCUGCACUAAGGGUUAUGCUAGAGUCAGAGGGACCAUCUGUGAAGAUGUUAAUGAGUGUGAGGUGUUUCCGGGGGUGUGUAUCAAUGGGAAGUGUGUGAACACCGUGGGUUCCUUCAUCUGCCAGUGUCCCUCUGGGAUGACCGUCGACGCCACUGGACGAACAUGUAUAGACCUGCGUACAGAGCAGUGUUAUCUGAGCCACGAGGAUGAGCGUUGUGGAGCCCCUAUCCCGGGUCGUCACCGUGUGGACGCGUGCUGCUGCUCGGUGGGUGUGGCCUGGGGCCCGGAAUGUGACGAGUGUCCGGAGAAAGGCUCUCAGGAGUACAGCCAGCUCUGUCCCAGGGGACCCGGCUUCGCAAACAGAGGAGACUUCAUUAAUGGACGGCCCUUCCUCAAAGAUAUAAACGAGUGUAAGAUGAUCCACAGCUUGUGCUCCAAUGGGAAGUGUAGGAACACCAUCGGUAGUUUCCGUUGUCGCUGUGACAACGGCUUCGCUCUGGACUCUGAUGAGAGGAACUGUACAGACAUCGACGAAUGCCGUAUCUCUCCAGACCUGUGUGGUCAGGGCACGUGUGUGAACACCGGUGGGGACUUCGAGUGCGAAUGUUUUGAAGGUUACGAGAGCGGCUUCAUGAUGAUGAAAAACUGCAUGGACAUUGAUGAGUGUGAGCGGAACCCUCUGCUGUGUCGCGGUGGUGAGUGUGUGAACAACGAGGGCAGCUUCCAGUGUUUGUGUCCCGACGGACACGAGAUUGCCCCCGACGGAUCCGCCUGUCUCGAUAUUAAUGAGUGUGAACUGAGUGAGAAGCUGUGUCGCAACGGUCAGUGUGUGAAUAUGAUUGGACGUUACCAGUGUUCCUGUGAUACUGGAUAUAAAUCCACGGAGGACAGACUGGCCUGUGUCGACAUUGAUGAGUGUACGAUCCAGAAUGGAGGUUGUGAGACAUUCUGCACCAACUCAGAGGGGAGCUAUGAGUGCAGCUGUCGCUCUGGAUAUGCCCUGAUGCCAGACCUCAGGACCUGCACUGACAUUGAUGAGUGUGAGGACAGUCCAGACAUCUGUGACGGAGGCCAGUGUACCAACAUCCCAGGAGAGUACCAGUGUCUCUGCUUCGAUGGAUUCAUGUCUUCUGAAGAUAUGAAGACCUGUCUGGAUGUGGAUGAGUGUGAGCUGAACCCUAACAUCUGUCUGAGUGGGAAUUGUGAGAACAGCAAGGGAUCCUUCAUCUGCCAUUGUGACAAGGGCUACUCCGUACGCAAGGGAACCACCGGCUGCACAGGUACACACAUACACACACACACACACACACAGACAGACAGACAGACAGACAGACAGACAGACAGACAGACAGACAGACAGACAGACAGACAGACAGACAGACAGACAGACAGACAGACAGACAGACAGACAGACAGACAGACAGACAGACAGACAGACAGACAGACAGACAGACAGACAGACAGACAGACAGACAGACAGACAGACAGACAGACAGACAGACAGACAGACAGACAGACAGACAGACAGACAGACAGACAGACAGACAGACAGACAGACAGACAGACAGACAGACAGACAGACAGACAGACAGACAGUGAACUAGGCUGUGUGGGUGAUGUUCAGAAUGAAUCUGUGUGGUUGCCCCUGGAGUUUGGAGUUCUACUUUUAGAUGUUCUAUCAACCCAGCUACAUCUAAUAGUAUCUAUACCCGUUAUGAAUGGUUUAUCAAGCAACAAUAAUCAACCAUCUGUGUGUGUUUCAGACCUGGAUGAGUGUUCCAACGGGACCCACAUGUGCAGCAACAACGCAGACUGUCUGAACACCAUGGGAUCAUACCGCUGCCACUGCAAGGACGGAUUCUCUGGGGACGGAUUCUACUGCUCAGACAGCGAUGAGUGUGCAGAUAACGUGAACCUGUGUGAGAGCGGUAACUGCCUGAAUGUUCCUGGAGGCUACCGUUGUGAAUGUGACAUGGGUUUCAUCCCAACCCCGGACGGAAAGGCCUGCGAGGACAUAGACGAGUGUACCUUUGCUGAUAUCUGUGUGAAUGGGAGGUGUCAGAACAUUCCGGGGCUGUUCAGGUGUCAGUGUAGCAUCGGCUACGAGCUGGACAGGAGCGGAGGCAACUGCACUGACAUUAAUGAGUGUGCUGACCCGACCACCUGUAUCAGUGGACUGUGUGUCAACACCCCAGGUAGCUACAUCUGUAACUGUCCUCAAGACUUCGAACUCAACCCCACCCGCGUGGGCUGUGUAGACACUCGUUCUGGUGACUGCUAUCUGGACGUGCGGAUGCGGGGGGAUGCGUCUGAGAGUUUGGUCUGUUCCAAUGAGAUAGGUGUGGCGGUGUCCAAAGCCUCCUGCUGCUGUUCUCUAGGGCAGGCCUGGGGAACACCCUGUGAAUCCUGCCCCCCUCUCAACUCCUCGGAGUACAAGACGUUGUGUCCAGGAGGAGAGGGAUUCAGACCUAACCCCAUCACUGUUAUACUGGAAGACAUCAAUGAGUGCCAGGAGCUGCCAGGCCUGUGUCAAGGAGGAAACUGCAUCAACACCUUUGGUAGCUUCCAGUGUGAAUGUCCCAAAGGCUUCCAACUCAACGAGGAGAACAGAGUCUGUGAAGAUGUUAAUGAGUGUGAGCGUCCAGGUAUCUGUGGACCAGGCCAGUGUUACAACACCAUAGGAAACUACACCUGUAUCUGCCCUGUGGACUACAUGCAGGUCAAUGGUGGAAACAACUGUAUGGACAUGAGGAAGAGUUUCUGCUACAGGAACUUCUACUCUGACAACGGGACGUGUGACGGAGAGUUGACCUUCAACAUGACCAAGAAGAUGUGCUGCUGCUCCUACAAUAUUGGACGGGCCUGGAACAGACCCUGUGAACAGUGUCCUGUACCCAGCACCAAUGAGUUUGCCAUUCUGUGUGGAAGUGAGAGACCAGGAUACUACAUUGAUAUCUACACAGGACAGGUCAUCGACAUUGAUGAGUGCAGGGAAAUCCCAGGUGUGUGUGAGAACGGCGUGUGUAUCAACAUGAUUGGCAGCUUCAGGUGUGAGUGUCCAAUGGGCUUCCUCUACAAUGACAAGCUGCUCAUCUGUGAAGACAUUGAUGAGUGUCAGAAUGGGCCAGUGUGCCAGCAGAAUGCAGGCUGUCUCAACAUGCCUGGUAGCUACCGCUGUGAAUGUAAACCUGGAUACCGCUUCACCCCCACUGGACAGUGUCUGGAUCGCAAUGAGUGUGUGGAGAACCCAGGAGUGUGUAGCCCAGGCCAGUGUAUUGAUACGUUGGGAAGCUAUCGCUGUAUCUGCCCCAAUGGUUUCAAGGCUACAUCAGACCUGGCUAUGUGUAUAGAUGUGGAUGAGUGUGAGAGACAGCCGUGUGGAAACGGGACCUGUAAGAACACAGUGGGAUCCUAUAACUGCCUGUGUUAUCCAGGCUUUCAGCUCUCACACAACAAUGACUGCAUAGAUACGGAUGAGUGUUCGAGUCAGAGAGGGCUGUGUAGGAACGGGAACUGUAUUAACACCCUGGGCUCCUUCGUGUGUGUGUGUCGCGAUGGCUACGAACUCAGCGCCGAUGGAAGAAUUUGUGUUGACAUCAAUGAGUGUGCAGUGAACCCUGGGACUUGUGGUCCAGGCACCUGUCAGAAUCUGGACGGUUCCUACAGGUGUAUCUGCCCACUUGGAUACUAUAUACAGGACGAGACCUGUGAAGAUAUUGAUGAGUGUUCUCAGACCCCAGACAUCUGUCUGUUUGGGACCUGCUCCAACACUGAGGGCAGCUUCACCUGUGUGUGUCCUGCUGGCUUUCAGCUGUCCUCCUCAGGACGCAGAUGCGUGGAUGUCCGUGUGAACUACUGUUAUACUAAGUUUGAGAGUGGUCGCUGCCUGGCCCCUAAGCCUCUGAACACCACUAAAGGGGACUGCUGCUGUAGUGCCAUGCCUGGUCAGGGCUGGGGAGACCCCUGUGAGAUCUGCCCAGGCAAGAAUGAGGAGGCGUUUACAUCUCUCUGCCAUGCGGUUGGACAGGUGGUUGGCCCUGAUGACCAGCCCAUAGACAUUGAUGAGUGCACCGCCAACCCCAACAUCUGCAACAACGGUCAGUGUAUCAACACGGACGGGUGCGUUCCGAUGUGAGUGUCCCUUGGCUUCCGUGUGCUGUGCGACACCUCAGGGAUCAACUGUGAAGAUACUAAUGAGUGUGACCUGGGGAACCCGUGUGGAAAUGGAACGUGCACUAACGUGAUUGGAGCGUUUGAGUGUGCAUGUGACGAAGGCUUCGAACCCGGACCCAUGAUGUCUUGUGAAGAUGUGAAUGAGUGUUCCCAGAACCUUUUGCUAUGUAGCAUACUAGGUGAUUGGUUCCCUAGUGUAAAUGUCCAUAGGCUACGUGAAGAGAGGAUGUGCAGAGACCAGAAUGAGUGUGAGGAUGGGCUGGAUGACUGUGAGAGCAGAGGGAUGCGCUGUAAGAACCUCAUCGGGACCUACAUGUGUAUCUGUAACCCUGGUUACACACGGGCCCCUAACGGAGAGGGCUGCAUAGAUCUGAACGAAUGCUCUGCUAAGCCAGGUAUCUGUGAGAACGGUCGUUGUGAGAACACGGUUGGAAGCUAUCGCUGCAGGUGUGACCAAGGCUUCAGCGCCAACCCUACACAGACUGAAUGUAUAGAUAACCGCCAGGGACUGUGUUUCACGGAGGUGUUGACUACACUGUGCCAGAUGCAGUCCAGUAGCAGGAACAGUGUGACUAAGUCUGAGUGUUGCUGUGACGGAGGACGAGGCUGGGGCUCUAACUGUGAGCUGUGUCCUCUUCCUGGGACCACACACUACAAGAAGAUGUGUCCACUGGGGCCCGGAUACACAACAGACGGCAAAGACAUAGAUGAGUGUCGUGUGAUGGGGAACCUGUGUGUGAACGGACAGUGUGUCAACAGCCUGGGCUCCUACAGUUGUGUGUGUAAAACUGGGUACACCACAGAUAUCACUGGCACCCUGUGUGUGGAUAUGGAUGAGUGUGUGCAGGCUCCUAAGCCGUGUAACUUCCUCUGUAAGAACACAGAGGGAAGCUACCUCUGUUCCUGUCCCAGAGGAUACAUCCUGCAGGAGGACGGCAAGAGCUGCCGAGAUCUGGAUGAGUGUCAGAGCAAACAGCACAACUGUCAGUUCCUGUGUGUGAACACUAUCGGAGGAUUCACCUGCAAAUGUCCUCCAGGCUUCACCCAGCACCAUACUGCCUGCAUAGAUAAUAAUGAAUGUGGGUCGGACCCUGCUCUGUGUGGCUCUAAUGGUGUGUGUCAGAACAGCCCAGGCAGCUUCAACUGCGAGUGUACUAGAGGAUUCUCAAUGGACCCCAAUGGACAGAGCUGUGAAGAUAUGGAUGAGUGUGAUGGUAGCCACCGUUGUCAACAUGGCUGUCAGAACCUGGUGGGAGGGUACCGGUGUAGCUGUCCUCAGGGAUACCUACAACACUAUCAAUGGAACCAGUGUGUCGAUGAGAACGAGUGCCAGAACACUCAGAUCUGUGGGGGAGCGUCGUGCCAUAACACCCUGGGGAGCUUCCGUUGCCUCUGUCCCACUGGGUUCAACUACGGAGACCAGGGGGGGUGCAGUGACAUCAACGAGUGCUCCUCCUCCUCUAAUCCAUGUAACUACGGCUGUUCCAACACAGACGGAGGGUAUCUCUGUGGCUGUCCACCUGGAUACUACCGCGCUGGACAGGGGCACUGUGUGUCAGGCGUGGGCUUUGGUAGUGGUGUGAGUCUGGGCCAGGGGGGAGGAGGAGGAGGAGGAGGAGGAGGAGGAGGAGGAGCAGCAGAGGUGGGUGACAACGAUCUGUCUCCUGAGGCCUGCUACGAGUGUAAGAUCAACGGUUACCCCAAGAAGGGGCGCAAACGCCGCGACACCAACUCAACGCUGGAGCAACCUCUGGACAACGCACAGCAUCAGGAGACCGUGAGUCUGGAGAGUGUGGACAUUGAGGACACCCUGCUGUUCAACCUGAACAUGUCCGGCCUGUCCAGCCGAGACCACAUCCUGGAGUUCACCCCGGCCCUGUCCACACUCAACAACCACGUGCGCUACUCCAUCGACUACGGCAACGAACUGGGCUACUUCAAGAUCAGCCAGAGGGAGGGGCUUAGCUACCUGCACCUGUCCAAGAGGAAGUCCCUCCCCCCUGGAGCCUACUUCCUGCAGAUCAGUAGCGUGGCCGUGUACAGGAAGAAGGAGCUGGCAGCGCUGGAGGACAGCAACGAUAAAGACUACCUCACAGGCCAGCUGGGAGACACACUCACCAUGAGGGUGCAGAUAGUCCUGCAUUAACCUACACUACAGGACUGACUGGGGUGGCUGGUCUGGGCUGGGUGGGGAGUGUCUGCCUGUAAACACUGGUCUAGGAACAGAUUAAUUUACCCUUGAUCCAUAUCUCAACCAUUAGGAUGGGGAAAGAAGAUCUGACACUGGGUCAGUGGUUAUGGGCAACUUCUACCUACUCUGAGAGAGAGCUUGGGACAAUCUCAACGCCAAAGAGACUAAUGGGUGGGUGGGGGGAGGGGGGAUUGCAUUGUUUGAUUCCCAAAGAUGAUUCUACAUAUCAUAGAUACAACCUUUAGUGCUACAGUGUAGGCCUAAACCACUGGCUACAGUAUGGCUGUCUGAAGAAAGGCUUAGAGAAUGAGAAUGACAUGGAGGGAAGACAUGACAAUGACACAACAAUAACCACUCUAAACUGCUCUGUGCAGGAAGCUCUGGUUUGAAUGUUUUUUUAUUUUUUUUUUUUUUAUGAAAAAGGUUUAUAUGAAAUAGGUUUUGUAUGAUGAUAUGUGGAAUCUGCCACUCUUUUGUGGGACAUGUAAGGCAAAUGCCAUAUCCACCCAUAGCCCCUACCCCCAAGACCAUGAGGGUAGCUAGGGAGUAUGGGGUAGGAGGUAGGGGCUAGCGGUGGAUUUGGACUGAGUAGCAGAGUGCAGAAGUCACUGAUGCUGAGUGUUCACAGCUUGGUAGAGGUGGAAGUGAAAGGCAGCGUUCAGAUUCUCCACCCUUCUCUCUGAAGUGUGCACUUGCUCACUCCCCCUUCAUGGUUCACAAAGCAUUGGCUGCUAAGGAGAGUUUCCACCAUAUUAGGUAAACCAGUCCAUUCCUUUCAAAUCCCUGAGGGGAGAAGGGUAGGGAAUCGAACCGUAGCUAAAGUCUUUAGCUAGAAGGACCCCUCUUCCUCAUCAUAACUAUGCUUCUUCAUCUUCCCCACUGACUAGACUUCAGCAUUACACAUAUUUACUGGUGCUAGUAACAAAUCCACAUAGACUUAUAAAUGCACUGUAAUACUCAACACACAGUAGCUGUCUGUCUACUGUCCUUUUAAUAAGAUGUCAGACAUCUUCUUUUCAACCAAAACCAAAGUAACAGCCUGUCUGCUCUCUAUACCACAUGUAAAUGAAGUGUGUUUAUACUGUAAUCAAUGCCAUGUUUAGAAUGUUAAUCUAUGAAGCCUUUUGUAAACUAGAGAACGCCCCUGAGAGGAGGGGGUGUAAUGGUGCUUAUAAUGACCUACUACUUCCUUUGAUAAACUGUAUACACACACACAAAAACACACACACAACACAAAUACACACACACGCCCUCAAACACACUCAAAACAUACACCGUUCUGAUGAUGCCAAACCUGUGCCUUCAUGAUUAUGCACUGAGGUCGUCACGGCCACACACUUUUCGCUCAUACAAUCAAUGCUCCGUAGCGAAGUCAAUCAGACCAGCCCCAGACUCAUCCGUCUGUCGCUCUGUCACAUCAGUGCUCCGUAGUGAAGUCAAUCAGACCAGCCGCAGACUCAUCCGUCUGUCGCUCUGUCACAUCAGUGAGGGUUUAGUUGUAAAGUCACAAUAAAAACGUGUUUUUUUGUUUAAAAGG
Oncorhynchus keta (chum salmon) is the source of this 11219-nucleotide messenger RNA. RefSeq names its product fibrillin 1 (gene fbn1). The record is from RefSeq and is a predicted model, not a curated record. Gene Ontology annotation, molecular function: calcium ion binding. NCBI's taxonomy places the organism in Eukaryota, Metazoa, Chordata, Actinopteri, Salmoniformes, Salmonidae.